AUGUCAGACAACACUGGCACCUCCCCUCCCCGGCGCCACUGGAAUGGCGAGCCCGGCGCGCGCCAUGAACACCAGAACGUGUGGAUGAACGGCGGCGUCCGGUCUCCCGCGGGACCAGCUCCAUGGGCUGGCUGGGACGCGGACAAGAAGCGUCGCGCCUCCGAGGCAUCUACCAAGUCAACUGGGAGCUCCUCGUCCGCAGGAAGGAAGAAUAGUUCGCCGUUGUUUGAGAAGCUGCAUACGCAAAAACGAACCAGUGACGCUGAAUCCGUUGAGCGCAGAAAGAGCUGGGCUGAGAUGGCGCCGGAGAAGGGCUUUUUUGGAAAGUUGUGGCAAGGGUAUACUCGGGGGCCGAAUCAGUGA
Messenger RNA from Talaromyces rugulosus, 363 nucleotides. RefSeq lists its product as uncharacterized. The transcript is spliced from 2 exons. The record is from RefSeq and is a predicted model, not a curated record. Lineage: Eukaryota; Fungi; Ascomycota; Eurotiomycetes; Eurotiales; Trichocomaceae. Bases 1 to 363 code for a protein of 120 amino acids.